GGUGGAAACUCUCAACUAGGAGCGAUACUUUGGAGAUGUUCGGCUCAUUCGGGAGAUCAGGAUUUCACAGACCUGAGGGACUGCAGCUGAGCAGUUAACCAAGGCAUCGAUAUGGAGGUUUCCAACCCUCUGAAGAUGUACGGCCUGUACCUGGAAGCCGUCAACGAUUAUAUUAAUGAAUCCUACGGAGAGGACGUGUGGAGGCUCAUCGAGAACCGAGCAGAGAUACCCCACCUUAAGUUCGUCCGACAUCAGAUGUACAAUGACAACCUGAUCCUGCGGCUGGCCAAGGCGGCAGGUGAGGUUCUGGGAAAGACCCACGACGAGCUGAUGUACGCCUUCGGGGUCUAUAUGGUCAAGAGGAUCGGAAACUACGGAUACGAGCGGAUCCUAAAGGUCUUGGGGCGAAAUGUGCGCGACUUCAUCAACGAGCUGGACAACCUGCACGAGUACUUUCGCUUCUCCUUCCCCAAAGUGCAGCCGCCCAGCUUCUGCGUGGAGGAGGAGUGCGAGACGAGCCUCACGCUGCACUAUCGUAGCACCCGCAAAGGUUUCACCCAGUUCGUCAAAGGACAGCUGUCUCAAGUGGGACGGCAAUUCUACAGCACAGACAUCGAAGUGGAAAUCCUGUCUAAAGAGGAGACGGAGAAAAUGACGUAUGUGGUCUACAAGAUGAACUUCGACAACGCAGCCUUCAAACACCGCACGCCGCAGCAGAAGACGGCGCCGGGCUACGAGAAGCUGCCGAUGAAGCGAGGCCUCUUUUUCGACAUGUUCCCCUUCAGCGUGAUCUUCCGCCGCGACAUGACCAUGUACCGCAUCGGAGACGGCCUCAAAGAGGUCUUCUCCGACCUGCAGGGCAAGAAGGUCAACGAGGAGUUCACUCUGAUCAGACCCAUGCUGGAGUUCACCUGGGAUAACAUCUACACCCAUCUGAACAAUGUGUUUGAGCUGCUGUCUGUAGCGGUGGUGGAGAGCAAGCAGAAGGUCAACAUUCCCAAACUGAGCAAGGAGGAUCCGGAGGAGAGUCGAGAGAAGGAGGAGAAUGAGAAAGCAAAGAGAGAAGAAGAAAGAGGUAACGG
Molecule: messenger RNA, 1082 nt
Organism: Notothenia coriiceps (black rockcod)
Lineage: Eukaryota; Metazoa; Chordata; Actinopteri; Perciformes; Nototheniidae
Product: soluble guanylate cyclase 88E-like
Exons: 7
Biological process (GO): cGMP biosynthetic process; nitric oxide-cGMP-mediated signaling; response to oxygen levels
Cellular component (GO): guanylate cyclase complex, soluble
Molecular function (GO): heme binding; guanylate cyclase activity
Source: RefSeq, a predicted model, not a curated record